AUGCACCUUCCACGGGUACUAGCAGCAGCAGCCGCACUCAUAUCCUCAACCGUUCUCGCUCAGAAUGUCUCUACAUACCAUAAUCCUAUAAUCACCGGCUUCCAUCCAGAUCCGACCUGCACCUUUGUAGCCGAGCUCAACAACACAUUCUUCUGCACCUUCUCUAGCUUCCUCACAUUCCCUGGUUUGCCAAUCUAUGCGAGUCGAGAUCUAAUCAACUGGAAGCUCAUCUCGAAUGGCUUGAAUCGAGCAGAACAGCUCCCAGCGCUCGGCCUACUACCAAGAGGCUCCACUAGUGGCAUCUAUGCACCCACACUUCGCUACCGCGAUGGCAAAUUCUACAUCCUGACUACACUAGCCAACCAAGCGUUGUAUGGCACCAACUACACCCGCUUCGACAACUUCAUCUUGACAACGACAAAUAUCUAUCAGUCAUCCCACUGGUCCGAUCCCGUACGUUUUGAUUUCCCAGGAAUAGACCCUUCGCCUUUCUGGGACGACAACGGAACGACGUACAUGACUGGAUCAUACAAUGGCAUAGAGAUCCUACAAGCGCCCAUCGACCUCGACACAGGUGAGCUGCUGGGCCCGCUCGUUGACAUCUGGAAUGGCACUGGACUACCAUCGCCCGAAGCCCCGCAUAUCUACAAGAAAGACGGAUGGUACUACCUCCUGACGGCCGAGGGUGGUACCCGAGAGCGGCAUCGCUCGAAUGUCGCACGUUCGAAGAACAUCUUUGGACCAUAUGAGGGCGACCCAGCCAAUCCAGUGUUGAGCACCUACCUCAGUCCAUCAUACUUUCAGGCAGUGGGACACUCAGAUAUAUUUACAGAUGCUCUUGGUCAGUACUGGGCUAUUGCGCUCGCAGUCCGAGCAGGUUACAGCUACAACUUCGAUCCCUACAACUCACUCUUUCCCAUGGGCCGUGAAGCAGUCCUAACACCAGUCAAGUGGGCUACAGGGGAUUGGCCGCGAUAUCAGAACGUCUCCGGCAUAAUGACGGGAGACUUCGUGCUUCCCCAGCAUCCAGACCCCUCUACUGUGCCUAUGGAAGGCGAGGGUGUGCUCAGCGAGUCGAAUGAUGUGAUCGACUUCCCACCCAACAGCAGCUUACCCUCUCACCUGUUCCACUGGCGUCUGCCAGUCACAAAGAACUACGCUGUUUCGCCUCCCGGCCAUUCAAAUACUCUCCGUCUCGGCUCCUCGGUCCUGAACUUGACAUCCUUCGACGCCGACUCGACCCGUGGCGCGGGCCAGACUUUCCUCGCUCGUCGCCAAGCACACUCGCUGUUUCGCUUCAGCGUGGACGUCGAGUACGAUGGUCUUCUGACUCGUGAGGGAGAAGAACCCCAUAUCCGCUUCAGAGGUAUCAGUACUACUUCCUACCGCUUGCCGUCACGAUUCAAGUAUGUGGACGAAGCGUGGGCACUCCCUGACGAAUUACGAGGGCAACAAGUGAGAUUGCAGGUUGAGGCCGUCAAUACUACCCACUACGCGUUUAGUGCUGGUCUUGGUGGUGCAGUGGUGAACAAUACUCUUGGAGUCUUUGGGUGGGCACGAGGUAAUUAUCUUGUGCCGUACUAUUCUGGUGUCGUGGUGGGCGCAUACGCUACGAGCAAUGGCAGGUACGGUGAGAGUGCUUUCGAGACUUACAUCAGUCGAUGGAGGUAUACUGGCAUUGAACAGGUCAUUGAGCUACCGGCGGAUCAGCAGCCCAUCUACUGGGACUGA
This is a messenger RNA of Recurvomyces mirabilis, 1731 nucleotides long. RefSeq lists its product as uncharacterized. The record is from RefSeq and is a predicted model, not a curated record. Gene Ontology annotation, biological process: carbohydrate metabolic process. The transcript is spliced from 2 exons. The coding region runs from base 1 to 1731 and encodes 576 amino acids. NCBI's taxonomy places the organism in Eukaryota, Fungi, Ascomycota, Dothideomycetes, Mycosphaerellales, Teratosphaeriaceae. Gene Ontology annotation, molecular function: hydrolase activity, hydrolyzing O-glycosyl compounds.